AUGGCCUGUCAUCGCCUCUUCCAAACAAAUUUGAACCACUCCGCCAGGGCACAGGACCUCCUGGUCCAGACCAUAGCGGAGUGGAACAUAGAGUUAGCGAUAGUGGCCGAGCCCUACGCUGUCCCUUCCGCAAACACCAGUGGUGCCGGGGCUUCUCUGGUUCUCGGCAAGAGAGACGAGGGCUACGUCGCUUGCCUCUGGGGUGGUUGGGCCGUUGUGGGGGUCUACGUGUCCUCCAACAUCUCCUUUGAAAAUUUCGAGUCCAAGCUCGAUGAGAUCGGAGGGGUCGUCCGUCGGCUGCAUCCUGACUGGGUGUUAGUCGCGGGCGACUUUAACGCAAAGUCUGCAGACUGGGGGUCACCGGUCUCGGACACGGACGGAUCCCGGUAG
Solenopsis invicta (red fire ant) is the source of this 390-nucleotide messenger RNA. RefSeq lists its product as uncharacterized. The transcript is spliced from 2 exons. Lineage: Eukaryota; Metazoa; Arthropoda; Insecta; Hymenoptera; Formicidae. The record is from RefSeq and is a predicted model, not a curated record. Bases 1 to 390 code for a protein of 129 amino acids. Gene Ontology annotation, molecular function: catalytic activity.